GAGCGCCUCCAGAACGCGCGCAGCAUUCCAGUCCGGACCGAGUCUGGCUCUGUUGUGUUUUUUUUCUGUGUCACACACACUUUCAAUCAUAUUUCUGUUUGUCUCUGGCCUCUGAAACUCAUCUGAUCCGUGUGACCGCGAUGAUUGACUCCUGGAUGAACCUCAAUCUGUUUGAUUUGAAAUGACGACAGAACCAGAGAGCCAAUCAGAGCAGCAGGGGGCCAGUGCGGCUCCGCCCCAAUCAGCCCCGCCCCUUGACAACCAGCUUCCUCCUGCCGCCGCCCACAGCACACCUGUGAGGAGAGAACAGGGCGGUGGAGUCGCGCAGGGGAAAGGCGAUCAGCAGUCGGCCGAGGACGACGGCACGUCCCACUGGUCCUCCUCCAGUAAACUCACCCGAUCUCCUGUCAAAAUCAGCAGGAAACCCAAGAACAUGCAGUGCAAGGUGACGCUGCUGGACGGGUCCGACUACACCUGUGUGGUGGAGAAGCGUGAUAAAGGUCAGAUUCUGUUCGACAAAGUCUGCGAACAUCUCAAUCUUCUGGAGAAAGAUUACUUCGGUAUCACAUUCCGUGAUGUGGAGAAUCAGAAGAACUGGCUGGAUCCUGCCAAAGACAUGAAGAAGCAGAUCAGAGGCGUCGCCUGGAAUUUCUCCUUCAACGUGAAGUUUUACCCUCCUGAACCUGCACUGCUGUCUGAAGACAUCACCAGAUAUUACCUGUGUUUACAGCUGAGGGAUGAUAUCGUAUCGGGUCGUUUGCCGUGUUCAUUCGCCACACACACGGUUCUCGGUUCGUAUACGGUUCAGUCGGAGUUGGGCGAUUAUGACCCGGACGAGUACGGCUCUGACUACGUCAGCGAAUUUCGUUUCGCCCCUCAUCAGACCAAAGAGAUGGAGGACAAAAUCAUGGACUUGCACAAGAACUACAAAGGAAUGACGCCAGCUGAAGCUGAGAUGCAUUUUCUGGAGAAUGUAAAGAAACUGUCUAUGUAUGGAGUCGACCUUCAUCAUGCAAAGUUGAUAGGACGAUUCUUUCACUGCUUUUCUCCAGCUAAAGGAGAGGAUUCAGAGGGGGUGGAGAUCAUGUUGGGCGUGUGUUCCUCCGGGCUCCUCAUCUACCGCGACAGACUGCGCAUCAACCGCUUCGCCUGGCCCAAAGUCCUCAAGAUCUCCUACAAACGCAAUAACUUCUACAUCAAGAUCCGGCCAGGCGAGUUUGAGCAGUUUGAAAGCACGAUAGGCUUUAAACUCCCCAACCACAGAGCGGCCAAGAGACUGUGGAAGGUUUGUGUGGAGCAUCACACGUUCUUCAGGUUGGUUUCUCCAGAGACGCCACCUAAGAAGUUCCUCACGCUGGGUUCUAAGUUCCGCUACAGCGGCAGAACUCAGGCUCAGACCCGGCGGGCCAGUUCCCAGAUCGUCCGUCCGGCACCGUACUUCGAGCGUUCGUCCAGCAAGCGCUACACAAUGUCACGGAGUCUGGAUGGAGCUCAGCGGACGCCAGUCAACACAGCGACAGUCAAUGUAAAUGGCACUAGACCAACAGAGAUGGGUACAGCGUUGUACGGCACUGCCAAAGGCAUCGCCAUGAGUGACCUCAUCACCACGGUAACGCCUGAGAAGAAAGUGGAGGAGACGCGUGAGGAGGAGCGUGAGGAGACGCAACCGGUGCUUGUGGAGAGUGUAGUGGUGCUGGAGGAAGAGGACGAGAUCACAAAAGCUACGGAACCAUCACUGCCGAGCCCACCGACACCGGCCCGACAGGACACACGGACUGAUUUCACAGAUACUGCUAUCGAUGGAGAGUUAACGGCCACUGAGUCGGAUCAGGAGGACGAAUCUGAAGCAAAGACGCAGCCCAGUUUCAUAAGGCGAAUUAGAGGAGAGAAUAUGUUUGUCAGACACAGUAAGCUGAUGUUAGAGGAAAUCGAGCGAACGCCCGACGAGCUGCUGAAGCAUCAGACCAACAUCAGCGAGCUGAAGCGGACGUUCCUGGAGGGAGGAACGGACCGGACGGGUCUGACCGAGUGGGAGAAGCGUCUGUCCUCGUCUCCGCUGCGAUCGCCGCGUCUGGACGAAGCGCCCAUGAUUGAGCCGCUGGUGCCGGACGAGGUCAAACAGGAAGCAGUGUUGGAGACACAGGAAGUGGCCGCAGCAGCAGCAGCAGCUCUGGAGCCGCAGGACGGUCUGACGGACAGGAAGGUUGAUGUGGAGUCUGACGGGUGGGUCAUUAUAAACAAGGUUCCUCCGUUUGAACCUGAUAAACUUCCUCCAGUCGAAGCUGAAACGGUUUCUCGUAAGAUUCCAGAGAAGGUUUCUACCAUACAUCUUCCAGCUGAACCAGAAAAACCUUCAUCUGUCGUAUCUGAAGAGGUUCCUUCAAAGGAAACUCCUCAGAAGAUUCCAGAAAAGGUUUCUACCGUAGUGCAAGAAACGUCUCCUCCAGAAAAACCCUCACCAAUCACCUCUGAAGAGGUUUCGCCAAUUCGGCAAGAAAAGUUUCCUGUCGUAUCUGAGGAGGUUCCUUCAAAGAUACCUGAGAAGAUUCCUCCGAAGGUUCCAGAAAAGGUUUCUACAACAAUACAAGAAAAGUUUCCUCCAGAAAAACCUUCUAUUGUAUCCGAAGAGGUUUCUCCAAGGAAAACUCCUUCUAAGAUACCAGUGAAGGUUUCUACUAUAAUACAGCAAACUUUUCCUCCGGCAAAACCUUCUUCUGGCGUAUCUGAAGAGGUUUCUCCAAAGAAAACUCCUCCGAAGGUACCAGAAAAGUUUCCUGUCGUAUCUGAGGUGGUUCCUUCAAAGAUACCUGAGAAGAUUCCUCCUAAGGUACCAGAAAAGGUUUCUACGGUGGUCCAAGGAAGGGUCGAACCCAUAAAGGGUUCCUCAGAAGAUGCUCCUCCUAAAGUACCACCAAAAGUUCCUCCGAAGGUUCCAGAGAAGAAACACAUGGCCAGCUACAGGUUCAUAUCCGCCACGAGCACGGCGUCGUCCGGUGAAGCUCCAGAAGACAAACCCGGCCGAGGUCAAGAAGGUUUCUCCGUCGUGUCCGAGCAGUUCGUUCGAUCUUACGAGUCCAGUAAGGUGAGCGUCCGCUCCAAAGACGAGCUGCCGUCUGCUCAUCUUCCUGCCAAACUCUCGGAGCAGACGGUCGCCGCCACCAUCAAGGUGAUUCCGGUGACGGUGGAGUAUCCGAGCACCGGGGCUCCGGUCAUCACCGUGAAGGAGGUUCGGACGCCAUCGCCGUCCGGUGAGGAGAGCCGAGGAGAACCUGUGACGGCGGAGCUACGUCUGCUGACGGGCCGCAUCUCCCCGACGGUCCGCUCCCCGCUCAGAUCUCCCAUCAAAUCUCCGGUGGAUCUCGGGACGGCGCCGUAUCUCAGCAGAACCUCCCCGACGACCAGAGUGCCUAAGCCCAGUUUCGAUGAGAUGUCUCCUGAGCUCACGGCGCUCUUGCAGUCCACGCGCAGCUGGGCUCCGUCUGUGUCUCCCGCUCUGAUCGCGCAGACGAUCGCUUUACACAAGCCGUCCGAGAUUCCAGAGACGCAUCCGGCUGAAGAAGAGGAUGAGCAGCCGCCGGCAGAGGAAGCGCUGGACCAGCCUCAGUCGGCUGUGGUGAGUCUCUCCAGGAGUCUGUCAGGAGACGUGGACACGCAGGACACGCUGGACACGCCUGUGAUCCACACGGAGAUGAAGACCAUCACAUACGAGUCCCUGCAGGGCGAUGCGGACGGAGACACUGACACCGAUCCUGGCAUUCUGCUGAGCGCUCAGACCAUCACAUCAGAAACCACCAGCACCACCACAACCACACACAUCACCAAGAUGGUGAAGGGCGGCAUCUCAGAAACACGCAUUGAGAAGAGAAUCGUGAUCUCAGGAGAUGCAGACAUCGAUCAUGAUGAGGCUCUGGCUCAGGCCAUUAAAGAGGCUAAAGAACAACAUCCCGACAUGUCAGUGACCAAAGUGGUGGUGCAUAAAGAGACGGAGAUCACGCCGGAGGAGUGACGCAGGAUUAACAUCAUCUUCACGCUUUCUGGAGGAACUCAUGUGUUCACGCUGUGGAAUCGAAGGAUGCUUCAGAGAGAUCAGCCACUGGAACAGCAGCAUAAACGAAUGAAUCGCAGCAAACGUCAUCUGAACACGUCUGGAGUAACACACACACACACACGUACAUACACACACACGCUUACGGGCUCCGUCUGCCGCACUGGAUCACUGUUACUGCAUGACAAGGGAACAAUUCUGCUUUUUGUGAGGAGACUACAGUAUAUAGACAUUUUAGUACAUACUCUAUGAGCGCAGUGUAUAGUCAAACCAUGAGCUCGUCAUAAAGGGACUGAAGAUUAUGUGUGAGAAGAAAUAUAACGGUUACAGAUAUCUACAUUUAUUUAUUCUACUGAAUACUGCUCACUUUAAAAAAAAAAGGACGAACUUUGCACAGUAUUUAACCUCGCAAAGAUGUGCCAUCCACACGCGUCGCCCUCCGUCGACUCAUCUCUGAUCUGCUCAUGAGGAUAUGAAUAUGCCACACAUGUAUGUUAGAGACGUGUUAUGUUGUUUUUACUUGAAUUAUUAUACACCUGUUUCUGUUUCUUUUUGAAAACUGUCACUUGUGAACGCUGAGUUUAGAGGAUCGGAAUUCUCCGAGAGCUGUUGUAAUGACGACUGCUACCCUGAAUAUCAAUCCCAGAGUUCUCCUUGCCCAGAGUGCCACAUCUGAGCCUUAAACUGUACAGAUGAACCCAGUGUGUGUUUCUGUCCCUGUUUGUUGAUGUGCAGCGUCGCCGCCCUGCUGACUGUUUCCCACUCAAGCAACUCCAAUAAAAUCUUAAUUCCAUUUCUGAUAA
Molecule: messenger RNA, 4848 nt
Organism: Labeo rohita (rohu)
Lineage: Eukaryota; Metazoa; Chordata; Actinopteri; Cypriniformes; Cyprinidae
Gene: epb41l3a
Product: erythrocyte membrane protein band 4.1-like 3a
Exons: 27
Coding region: 182-4006 (1274 amino acids)
Biological process (GO): cortical actin cytoskeleton organization
Cellular component (GO): cytoskeleton; plasma membrane
Molecular function (GO): structural molecule activity; actin binding
Source: RefSeq, a predicted model, not a curated record